Molecule: messenger RNA, 433 nt
Organism: Leucoraja erinaceus (little skate)
Lineage: Eukaryota; Metazoa; Chordata; Chondrichthyes; Rajiformes; Rajidae
Product: ribonuclease inhibitor-like
Exons: 2
Coding region: 142-408 (88 amino acids)
Molecular function (GO): protein binding
Source: RefSeq, a predicted model, not a curated record
GGUGAAUGUCACCAAACACCACACCCACAGAGUUUUGUUCAAUAAUGUGCUGAGGUUUUUCCAGAAAUAUCCGUUUGGGAGAAGUUAUCGAUCUCAGCCUCGCCGGGGUUUGUAUCCGUUUGUUUCUUACUCUAUCUGUUUAUGUUUAGACUGGGAGGCAACGGCCUGGGAGAUUCCGGAGUGAAACUGAUGUCUGCGGCUCUGAGGAACCCGGGCUGUAAAAUACAGAGACUGCGGCUGGACAGUGUCGGUCUCACAGAUUCUGGAGCCGAGGUUCUCGUCUCCGGUCUCAGUACAAAGCCCUCACUGACGUGGCUGGACCUGUCACACAACUCCCUCACAGACCGAUGUGUCCCCGCUCUCCGCCGCCUCAUACUGACCCUCCCGAGACUGGAGUGGAUCUGGUGAGUGUUUGAGUUAAUGUUUAAUGUGA